AUGAUCCGUUCUCUUCAAGCUGCCUCAUUCGUGAAACCCCUAGCUUUACACUCUUCUACACUCAACAUGUCGUUCUUCGAGUUCCCUCCCAAGCCCAAAUCUGCCCUGGGUUGGCACCGCACCCUGUCCCCGAACGCCGGCGUCAAAGUCUCGCCCAUUUGUCUGGGCGGCAUCAGCAUCGGCGAUUCCUGGAGCAGCAUCUUCGGCAAGAACGAGGACCCCUUCAAGCUGCUUGACGCCUAUUUCGCCCUUGGCGGCAACUUCAUCGACACCUCCAACAUCUACAACUCGGAGGACUCGGAGAAGCUCAUCGGACAAUGGAUGGAGGAGCGCGGCGUCCGGGACCAGAUGGUCAUCGCCACGAAGUACACGGCGGGAUACCGCGCGUACAACCGCGAAAGGGAGCCGCUGCAGAGCAACUUCACCGGAAACUCGGCCAAGAGCAUGCACAUCUCGGUCCGCGACAGUUUGAAGAAGCUGCGGACGGAUUACAUUGACGUUCUCUAUGUCCACUGGUGGGACUGGACGACGUCGGUGGAGGAGGUCAUGAGGGGGCUUCAUGCUCAUGUCAUGGCAAAGGAGGUUCUUUACUUGGGAAUUUCGGACACGCCGGCUUGGGUCGUGGUCAAGGCAAAUGCCUAUGCUCGUGCCAACGGGCUCACCCCGUUUUCCGUCUACCAAGGAAAAUGGAACGUUGCUCUGCGCGACAUGGAGGCGGAAAUCAUCCCCAUGUGCGAGGACCAGGGCAUGGCCAUCGUCUCGUGGGCAAGCCUUGGCGGCGGGCAGCUCUUGACAUCUGAGCAGAGGGAGAAGUUGGAGAAGGACCCCGAUGCCCGGCCAAACAUCUACGAGAACUCCCCCAUUGACCUUUGUAAUACGCUCGAAAGCUUAGCCAAGGAGAAAGGAACUUCGCUCCAAGCCAUUGCACUUGCGUACUUGCUCCAUCAGUCAACAUACGUCUUCCCCAUAGUUGGUGUCAAUAACCUAGCCCACGUCGAGGCCAUGCCGGACGCCGUUGGCGUGGAGCUGUCAAAGAAAGACAUCGACCUCAUCCAUGAAGCAUCGCCGUUCGACCCGGGAUUCCCGAUGAACUUUUUCUUCAGCAGAUUCAAGGACCAGAAGUACGAUCUGAGCCUGACGGCCGCCGACAACCAGCAAUACCGUCUAUCGGCGUGGAUUGACGCACCCCCGAAGCCUUCGCCACACCGAAGCCGUGAGAUUCUGCCUCAUGUACCGCCGCUCUUCUUCCACCGGGCGGCAGGCUUUCUUGACUUCCGCUUGGCACCAUCAUCACAUAUGAAGGGGCGUUGCCCACCAAAACCCGAGCCUCUGCACUUGACCUUGUUGAUUGUCUCUUCAUCUUCGCUUCUCAUUAUCAUCAAUUUCCACGAAACGAUCAACAUGGAGGACUGCUCUUCCAUUGACUACUUGGGCUCAUUGCUCACCGUCUGCACCACAGACAAGUACCGGUCCAUCUGCUUAGACGACAGGAGUGGCCAUGUCAGCUGCAACAUGACGAUGGGCGGUCCAUUCUCAAUCGAUAGCGACCUGGCUCACUUCUUCCUCCCUUAUGGCACAGUCGCGUGGAUCAGCAACAUCAUCGGACUUUGGAUCUGGAUUGCCUUGAUGAACGGCAAAACCCCGCUCAAUCCGAACCGAGAAAUCAAACACACGACUCUCAUUCCCUUCGGUGCCAUAGCAUGGAUCGUCUUCGUCGUAGUGAGCGCAAUAAUCAAAGUUCCCAGAAUGGAGAGUAGAGAUCUGAAGAUCAUCACCAUCUGCCGAGUCGUGGUUGCGGUGAUGAUUUACGGACCCACGCUUUGCCUGAUGAGAAAAACACCCAUCGGCCAUGAGCAGUCAAAGACGGCGGAAGAACAGACGGACCAAGACAAGGGCAAAAUACCAGAAGAGUCCGCCGAGACGAUGGACGAAAAUGUCGGUUCCCGGUGCCAUUCAUUGGAUUCUGUCAGAUCGACGCCAUCAACAAGCAGCACCAUCGUGUCGGCAUCAGAGAAGACCGGCUUUCUAGACAGCAUCACCAGCAGAGUCCCAGGAAUCCAGAGAACAGACACGAAACCAUCGACCGAAGACGACACGGACCCCUCGAAAAAGGCAACAAGCACCACAGAAGGCACAGGUGCCCUGUUUUUGGGAUUGCUCGGCCUCUCGCUCGUUUACAUCAUCAUGUUCUACAGCGUUGUCGGUAUUGCGAAAAAAGUCUUUGAUAGCAGUCAGAUCACGGAUGUCCGACAACAGCGAGAAGUCAGAGAUACCCUGAUACUCUUCGGCGUGCUCUUGGGGAUUGCCGUUGUCGCCGGCAUCCUCGGCCUUGCCAGCAACCUCAACGCGGAUUCGAAGCAGUCGGAGGACGAAGAGAGCAUCGACAGAGAGGAAAGAGAGAAGAAGAAAUCGGCAGAAGCCAAGAAGAUAAAAGAAGCUGUCCUUUUAGGUGUCCUUGUGCUGGGUGGGAUCCUCAGCCUGUGGUGUCAGUUUUUCAUGCUUGCCGCUGCCGCUAGGGACACGCAUGGAAUUGUGCAUCUCGGAAAAACGUCAAACCUUAGUUUGGUUUACAUGAUUCUGUCUAACGUGCUUUUGUUCGCGUUCUGA
Colletotrichum higginsianum IMI 349063 is the source of this 2607-nucleotide messenger RNA. RefSeq names its product Norsolorinic acid reductase. Bases 1 to 2607 code for a protein of 868 amino acids. Lineage: Eukaryota; Fungi; Ascomycota; Sordariomycetes; Glomerellales; Glomerellaceae. The transcript has 4 exons. The record is from RefSeq and is a predicted model, not a curated record.